Bathycoccus prasinos is the source of this 2250-nucleotide messenger RNA. RefSeq lists its product with no specific name. Gene Ontology annotation, biological process: resolution of meiotic recombination intermediates; DNA catabolic process; mitotic intra-S DNA damage checkpoint signaling. The coding region runs from base 1 to 2250 and encodes 749 amino acids. The record is from RefSeq and is a predicted model, not a curated record. NCBI's taxonomy places the organism in Eukaryota, Viridiplantae, Chlorophyta, Mamiellophyceae, Mamiellales, Bathycoccaceae. Gene Ontology annotation, cellular component: Holliday junction resolvase complex; nucleus. The transcript has a single exon. Gene Ontology annotation, molecular function: crossover junction DNA endonuclease activity; 3'-flap endonuclease activity; DNA binding.
AUGUGGUUGAAACAAGCGCAGAUUGAGGAGUGCGCGCGCGUCGCGCACGAGAAGUGCUUUUCAUGUUUUCAAAAACACCACGACGACGAAGAAGAAGAAAACGCGAUGAUGAAAACGACGAACGAAGAGAAAGAGGCUGAGUUUUACCUCUCCUUGCCGGCGCAUAAACGACCAAAGUGCGUAGGAAACGUGAAACUCUAUUACUUUUUCGCCGAGUUGCGAGAGCAGACGAUGAAGAUUAACACAAACAACAAAGGCAACAGCAACAAUAAUUCGCACCAGCACUCGGUGGUGGGAAAAGUGCAAGAAUCCAUUCGCAAGUGCGAAAUACAAAUAAAAGAUUGCGAAACCGCGAACGGUUUAACCGGCGUUGGUCCCAAACUUUUGAAGUAUUUCGAAACAUUUUUCCGUUUGUAUCCUCCCUCGCAGAGCAAAGAGAAAGAGUUGGAGAAAGAGCGCCUUUUGCAGCUGGUCAAAGAGCGCGAGAAAAUAAAAAGGAAACAAGAGAGAGCGAAGAAAAAUGUGGGCACGACGACCACCAAGACCACGAUGAAGAACAUAAACGACAACAAUAAGCGCGGACGAGAAGAAGAUGGGUGGGGGAGAGGAAGAGAUAUAGGAGACGUUGAAGAACAAUUAGAGUUACGAAGGGCUUUCAGUCAGGAGCAACCGAGUCAAUCAAUGCUGCAACAGAAACAGAGAAAGACGGCUUCGUCUAAAAAGUGGCACCCGAAAUACAAGACAGCUCCUUUUGCGCUUUUGGCGACGUUGCAUAAACUCAUGCUGGAAGGCAAAAAGCAAUGCACGAAAGACGAACUGAUCAACGCUACCGAUGCAUCUGGUUUAUCGAACAUGUCGAUACGACCAAGAGUAGAGGCUUUUUCGAGAGAGCAAGCAUCUUAUCAAGGAAGGGAUAUGUCUAGUCAAUAUUCCGGAUGGAGUUGCUUCAACAAAUACCUGAAAAACGCACCGACCGGUCACGAAGCACCGAUGGUUUUUACGUGGAGUAACCCGAUGAUUAUUCGCUUAACGGACGAAGGCACGAUUGUUGCGGAGAAAUGUCACCGCGAGGCUGAAAUACACGGCGAUUGUACCUGUGGUCUCAUCAACACGGACAACACGAACAAUCCAUCAAUGAAUUUAGCGGCGAAACAAUCUCAAGAGCGAGAAAAUCAGAAAAUUAACGUAGUGUCGCUUCUUUCAGAUAGCGAUGAGGACUGUUUUAACGGCGACGCGUCGCGUGAACGACAGUUUGAUGCAAAAAUUAGCAAGAACAACGAUGAAAACGAGGAUACUAAGACGGUAACGAAGAAGAAGAUCAAUAGUAAAAACGUUGUACGAAAUUGGCAUGGCAUCGCCGCCGAGGAAAACGACUGGAAUAGCGCGGCUGAGCUCGAGGUGCGUUUACCGCCUUUGCAACCGGGCGAAAAGUUUCAAGACGUGUACGACGUAGUUUUUUUGUUUGAUAACCGUGAGCAGUACGAUAAAGAUUUCAGACCAGAGCAUUUAGUGAAGUAUUUUGAAAACGUGAAUCUUCGCGCUGAGCAGUGCUUCAUUACGAUUGGAGAUGCACUUUGGGUUGCCGAAGAUAGAAAAAGCAAAGAGCGCUUUUGCCUCGAUUAUAUUCUGGAAAGAAAAUCCGUGGCAGAUUUAAGCGGUUCAAUCACGUCAGGUCGAUACAUUCGUCAAAAGUAUCGCUUAGAUAAGUGCGGUUUAGAGAAGGUGAUGUAUUUAGUCGAAGGAAAUAUCGAGCGCGACUUUCACUUGGAAGAACGCCAGAAAUUGGCAGUCAAAUCUGCGUUGAUUGAAACAGACAUCCACGAUGAUAUAUACAUGCUUCGAACGGAAUCGCUGGAAAAAACGAAGAAACUUUACGUCGACCUCACGAGAUCCAUACAAGAUUUGUAUAACCCGAGAGUAGGAAGAGACAAAGCCGCGCAGCGAGCUUUCUUCGCCAACUGUCUUCCUACGUUCAACGCGUUUCAUGAAAAUAUGAAAAAUUUUGUGGCGAGCGAAAGCACGGUACAAAAUACGUGGGGAGUAAUGCUCGCUCAGGUGAAAGGAAUGGGUCCGGACUCAGCGGAAGCAAUCGUGAAUCUCUACCCAACACCAAUAUCCUUGUAUGAAACGUUCAAUCGAUUGAAUUGGGACGAGAGUCGAUGCGUCGAUUUGAUUGCACAAAUCCAACCGAAGGAGAGGAGAAUCGGACGUUCAGCCGCGCAAAACUUCUACGAAGCUUUCUUCAAAUGA